CUGCUCCGUUCAAGAGCCUACUCGACUACUAACCUGUUGCUGAAAAUGUCGAAGCGAAAAGCAGAAGAAGCACCAGCACCAAAGCUCGCCUCGAUCUUCACAAAGAAGGUGAAGCCGGCAGAAGAGGACAAUAAUCAGAAAAGCUGGAAGUUUGUGUGCUGGAACGUGGCAGGGCUCAGAGCUUGUGUGAAGAAAAGUGAUUUUAAGGAAGUGCUCGCCGAGGAGCCUGACCUCGUUUUUCUAGGAGAGACCAAGUGUAAGGAGUGGCCCCCGGAGAUGGAGGAGACGUUUAAGAACUACACCAAAACCCUCGUCGUCUCCACAGAGAAGAACGGUGGCUACGCAGGAGUCGGGCUGCUCAGCAAAUGUGCUCCGAUGAAGGUUCACAAAGGAAUCGGUGACCCAGAAUUCGACACUGCCGGACGUCUGAUCAUCGCCGAGUUCUCCAAGUUUUACUUUAUCGGAGCUUACGUUCCAAAUUCGGGCGCGAAGCUGGUGAAUUUGGAGAAACGAGGACGCUGGGAGAAGCUGCUGACCGAGAAGAUGAAGGAGAUGGACGAGAAGAAGCCAGUGAUCUACGGGGGUGAUUUGAAUGUUGCACAUAAUGAAAUUGAUCUGAAAAAUCCAGAAUCAAAUCGAAAUAAAACCGCGGGAUUCACAGAUCAAGAACGUGGAUGGUUCAGUGAGAUGCUCGAGUUGGGAUUCACCGACACCUUCAGAGCCAUGCAUCCCGACGAGAAGAAGUACUCAUUUUGGAGUUAUCUGGCGAAUUCUCGGCAGAAAGAUGUUGGAUGGAGAUUGGAUUAUUAUGUUGUCAGCAAUCGAAUUAUGAAUAAGGUCAAACGCAGUGAUAUCAUGAGCUCGGUGAUGGGAAGCGACCAUGCUCCGGUCGUCAUGCAAAUCGACUUCUAAAUUGCUUCUGAUUAUUUUAUUUUGUGAAUAUUGCUUUAAAACUUGUAUUUUUGAUGAAUCUCGACUAAUUUUU
Molecule: messenger RNA, 985 nt
Organism: Caenorhabditis elegans
Lineage: Eukaryota; Metazoa; Nematoda; Chromadorea; Rhabditida; Rhabditidae
Gene: exo-3
Product: exodeoxyribonuclease III
Exons: 4
Coding region: 46-912 (288 amino acids)
Biological process (GO): DNA repair
Cellular component (GO): nucleus
Molecular function (GO): endonuclease activity; DNA-(apurinic or apyrimidinic site) endonuclease activity; nuclease activity
Source: RefSeq, marked reviewed